This is a messenger RNA of Caenorhabditis auriculariae, 3276 nucleotides long. NCBI's taxonomy places the organism in Eukaryota, Metazoa, Nematoda, Chromadorea, Rhabditida, Rhabditidae. The record is from the annotation of a GenBank genome assembly.
AUGUACACACGAAGUUCGGAACUCCAGAGUGGUCCCCAAAGGGGCAUCCCAAGAGGUUUCUGUUAGUGGCUCCUAUAGGGGACAUCUUAGCAGAUUAUUGUUAUGAAAUCUCUUUUCAACUUUCAAAAUGAACAAAAAUUCGAAGGAUCCUUGGAGGGACCACUUACUCUUUAGGGACUAGGGGUAAGAGCCUAAACCCCUCUAGGGACCACUUUUCGACCCCUUUGAAGCUGUUUUUUCUCCCAGUCCCUAUAGGGGCCACUCUGGAGUUCCUCAGUCAUUUCAAUGAAGAAAUGUCGAUGGUUCGACGUAUCAAAGUAAUUUUGUUUAUAGUUCGAUAAUAUGAGCAAUAGUCUUGAUUUUUUUUUUUCUGUAUCUUGGCUCAGUCAUUUCACUGGGUUUUUGCUGCAUCAGCAGGUUGGUUUCCGGAGAAAAAGUCUUGAUGGGAAGAUUCAGAAGCAACUAGAGCAACUAACAAGAAGAUGACAGAUAUGGAGCCUCGUCUGGCCGCUGGGAAAGGUGGUGGAGGAGCAGGCGGUGGUCAUGGCGGAGGUCAUGGCGGAGGUCAUGGCGGAGGUCAUGGUGGUGGUCAUGGAGGAGGUCAUGGAGGAGGUCAUGGCGGAGGACAUGGAGGAGGACAUGGCGGAGGACAUGGAGGAGGUCAUGGUGGUGGUCACGGCGGAGGUCAUGGAGGAGGUCAUGGCGGAGGACACGGUGGAGGUCAUGUCUUUAGUCAUGGUGGAAGUCACGGUAGAGGUCAUACUGUAGCUCAUGGCCCCAUUGGAAGUCAUUCUGCAGCUCCAAAAAGCCAUGCUCCUUGGAACACUGGAACACCCGCUUUUUCGUCUUCAACACCUUCCGCCCAAGCUUUUGUAAGCAACUUUCUUCUUCACUAUUGAAUUACAACUUUCAGGGCCGUGCUGACCGAAGCCUUUCCGCCUCUAGAAGUACUUCAGUCCCUGCCACCGCUGCUUCGACCAGAUCUUCUCGCUCUACAGUCUCCAAAAUUCAGACGAGCCUUUUCUAAAAUCGCAACUCUCAGAAAUCGAGCCAAUUUGGUGCUGAUCGGACCACCGCCAGAAGUAACUCGACGGCUAGCAGGACUCCUGCCUCGACCAGAUCUUCAAGAUCUCACUCCACAGUCUGCACAAUCCAGAGAAACCUUUCAAAAGCUUCAAUUCUCAGAAUUCGAGCCGUUUUGGUGCUGAUCGGAGCGCUUCUGUCUCCCGGAGUACCGCCAGGAGUAACUCCACGGCUAGCAGGACUCCUGCCUCGACUAGAUCUUCAAUAUCUCGCUCCGCCAAUUUUGUUUCCAGAAAGUUGAUGCUCAAUUGAAUUGUCAACCUUCAGAACUGGAAGUGUCGACUUCGUUCUUCUUCUAAUAAUUAUUCUGAUCGGAGCAAUCCUAGGACUACCGGCACCGCUUCUACCAGAUCUUCAAGAUCUAUGGUUUUUUCGUUUCCCUCAGAUUUUUCAUGAUCCGAGGUUUUCACACCUGCAGACUCAGAAAAAAAAAAUCCAGAAUCAAACUAUCUUUUCCAAAAAACUGAAUCUUUAGAAGUCGAAGCGAGGUACCUCAAAAAAUGCGAAAUCUCACAGAAAAUCGAGGGUUAGAGAAAGUUAGCUGUAUCCUAAAAAUCUCAACGUUUAGAAAACGAAAAACGGUAAGAAAGGUUCUCGGAAAAGGUCAUCAAGAUCUCGCUCUAAGGCUAGGGUAUAGAGAAAUUCAGAAAGAGCUUGAAAUUCCCUAAAAUACUUAUUUUUUAGAGAGUCCGCUUCGAUUCCAACAGCAGUGGCUACUCGACUCGAUCCGAAAAAUCCAGAGUUUGUAGAAAAAAAACUUCUUACUUUGAAAUUUCCAUUUCAGAGGUCCAGAAAUGCUUCAAAUAUAUCGGAAGUAGCUCUCCUCCUUGAAAAUUUGAAUUUUUUUUUCUGUUUUUAGAGAUCCCAAACACCAAGUAACUAUGGCACGGCGUCUUCUAGAACCACAGUCGGGACUUUUUUUUUAAUUUAGGAAAAAGAAAAUAUUCCAGAGCCAAAGUAGCAAUGGAAGGACCAGUUCUCAACCUUCGAAUUUGGUAAACUCAAUGAAUUUUUAAAAAAAAAUAUGAUUUUGCUUCAGUCGAGCCAAGAAUCUUUCCGGCCAUCGAGAAAUCGGGAAAGGAGGGAAAAUGUCAACGCGGAACGAUCUCGAAGAUCAAUAAGUGAAAAAAAUGCUCUGAUUUGAAGGAAUUUUUGAUUUUUAGGCUCCAAUAGGAACGGUAUCCUCGUCAGUCCCACCAAUGUCAGUUUUUUUUUCAUUAAAAAUUGAACUGGAAGAUAUUCCAGAGAGCCCAGCACGUCGAUAGAAGCGUUUCAAGGCACCACGAAACGAAUUUCGAACGGAAUCGUCGUAAUACGACUGCGGGCAAAGAAUGGAACACAGUUUUCCCUCCUGGCCGUCUUGUGGUUAUGACUUUUCGAGCAUUCAAAAUAUCUAACCUUUUUCUACAGGUCUACACUGACGCCUCUUACAGUAGAGGUCAGGGAGGAAUCGGAAUCUUCCACGGACCUGGCCAUCCUUUGAACAGGUUCAACAUUAAUCUUUUUUUGAUGAAAGUUUAAAAAUUAGAUCUCAUCGCGUACACGGCGCCAGAGACAAUCAUAUCGUUGAAAUCACUGCCGUCAAAUUAGCCCUGGAGAAUAUUCUCAAAACGCCAGAGUACAAGUUUUCAAUGCUUUUUUGUCUCGAAGUUCAGCUUUUUCACACAGAAAUAUGCCCGUCACCGUUCGAACGGACUAUCUGGACAUAGUCAAAGCCGUUAAAAGUGGUCCUCGCGUCAGGUAACAGAAAAAAAAAAAUAAUAAGAUGAGAACGUCUUUAAGGUAUGUGGCGGAAAAACAAGAAGUCGUUAAUCUGGCGAAGCAGUUUAACGAUAUAAGAUUCGAGCACGUCUACGCUCACUCACAGGAUCCCGGCAAUGAAAUGGUAUCUUAAUUUUUAAUUUAUAUUUAAAAUUCUCUCUUUACAGGCGGACUUGCUGGCUGGUACCGCUACAGGCAGAGGUCCGUUUACUGGAAGAUCUAAUAGCAAUCCAACUCGGGGUUUUAUAUUCAACUAUUCUUACAUUUAAAAAGCGAUAUAAAAUAGAGAGGAAUCGAGCUCGGUCACGAUCUAACGAUCCAAACCACAUCCGCUCUCACAGUGCUGACGCAGGUUACAGAAAUUCGACGGUUCAAGAAGCUUUUCGAGAAAAAUUUAAGAUAAUAUCUUUUCAGACUGACAACUACAACUGA